This is a messenger RNA of Protopolystoma xenopodis, 501 nucleotides long. The record is from the annotation of a GenBank genome assembly. NCBI's taxonomy places the organism in Eukaryota, Metazoa, Platyhelminthes, Monogenea, Polystomatidea, Polystomatidae.
AUGUACACCGUAAGGCAGGCUGCAACGCAUCCCCCACCGUGCUAUAAAGAUAGAGAUUUCAGGAGCUUCGACAUCAUUGUGUUUGAUCCACUUACACCGACGAAGGAAUCUUAUCUAGCGACGACUUCCGGCGAAAAUCUUAAUAAGAUGGGCGCCAUGAUCUCUUGCUUGCUGGCUGAAAACGGAUACUUAAUAUUCGUCCUUCAACAUCCCAAGUCGUACACGCAAGAAGAGCAGGACAAACGGAUUUCCACUCUUAUGAGUAAAAUAACCAACACUAAUAAGAAACCAGAACAUUACGCUACUAUUGACAUCCCUACAGGCCUAUUUAAUGAAAGAAGAGUACAAAUAAUCAUAUUCAUAGGCCGACCUAACGCUGAUGGGGGCGAAAAGCUCUCCCAAGCAUUUCAUGAUAUGCACAAGAUAGACGCACUCUCGGACCUCGAGAGUAGAUGCCUGAUCAAGGAGGCGCUACGAAAUAUUGUUGGUACAAUAAAUUAA